Messenger RNA from Prunus armeniaca (apricot), 1494 nucleotides. The record is from the annotation of a GenBank genome assembly. NCBI's taxonomy places the organism in Eukaryota, Viridiplantae, Streptophyta, Magnoliopsida, Rosales, Rosaceae.
AUGGGCUUUCCUUUCGGAAUUCUAAUCGCCGGUGCAAUUCUGACGUCGGCGGCUGUGGUGCUGUGUAGUUUCCCGGCCGCCCUCAGCCUCGAGAGAGCUUUUCCUAAUAGCCUCCGAGUGGAGUUGAGUCAACUCAGAGCUCGGGACAGAGCCAGGCAUGGAAGAAUGCUUCAGUCCUCUAAUGGUAUCGUUGAUUUACCUGUUCGGGGAACCUUCGAUCCGUUCCGCGUUGGGCUCUAUUAUACAAAACUGCAAUUGGGAUCUCCUCCGAAAGAUUAUUAUGUGCAGAUUGAUACCGGAAGUGAUGUUCUGUGGGUCAGUUGUGGUUCCUGCAACGGUUGCCCUGAAACAAGUGGACUCCAGAUUGAGCUCAAUUUGUUUGAUCCUCAAAGCUCAUCAACAUCACAAUUCAUUUCUUGUUCGGAUCGAAGAUGCAGUCUUGGCAUUCAAUCAUCAGAUUCGGAUUGUUCCACUCAGAGUAACCAGUGUUCAUACACAUUCCAGUAUGGCGAUGGCAGUGGGACAUCAGGCUAUUAUGUAUCAGACUUGUUGCACCUUGAGACGAUUCUUGAGGGUUCUGUAACACAAAAUGCUUCAGCUUCCAUUGUCUUUGGGUGUAGCACCUUGCAGACUGGUGAUUUGACAAAGUCAGAUAGAGCAGUUGAUGGGAUCUUUGGGUUUGGCCAACAGGGUAUGUCUGUCAUCUCUCAAUUGGCUUCACAAGGAGUAGCACCAAACGUCUUCUCCCACUGCUUGAGGGGAGACGAUGGUGGUGGAGGUAUAUUGGUUAUCGGCGAGAUUGUGGAACCAAAUAUAGUCUAUAGCCCGCUCGUCCCAUCACAGCCUCAUUAUAAUUUGAAUCUGCAGAGCAUUUCUGUCAAUGGGCAAAUAUUACAAAUUGAUCCAUCAGUGUUUGCAACAUCAAGUAAUCGAGGAACCAUAGUUGAUUCUGGUACAACUUUGGCAUACCUUGCAUCUGAAGCUUAUGAUCCUUUUAUCAGUGCUAUUACUGCUUCUGUUUCACAAUCUGUGCACCCUGUUGUUUCAAACGGAAACCAGUGUUAUUUAAUUACCUCCAGUGUCAGUGAUAUAUUUCCUCAAGUUAGUUUAAACUUUGCUGGUGGCGCAUCCAUGAUUCUGAGACCUCAGGACUACCUUAUACAGCAGGGAUCUAUUAGUGGGGCUGCAAGGUGGUGCAUUGGCCUUCAGAAACUUCAAGGUUCAGGAAUAACGAUUUUAGGAGACCUUGUGCUAAAAGACAAAAUCAUUGUUUAUGAUUUGGGUGGUCAACGAAUUGGAUGGGCUAACUAUGACUGUUCAAUGUCCGUUAACGUCUCUGCAACAAGUAGAACCGGAAAAAGUGAAUAUGUCAAUGCAGGACAGAUAAGUGACAGCAGUUCGUUGCAUCUCGAUCCCUACGAUCUGAUACCGGCAAGCAUAGUGGCUUUUCUUGUGCUCAUCAUAUCUCUGCAAGGAAACUUCCUGUUUUUAUAG